Messenger RNA from Colletotrichum orchidophilum, 915 nucleotides. RefSeq names its product nicotinate-nucleotide diphosphorylase. Gene Ontology annotation, molecular function: nicotinate-nucleotide diphosphorylase (carboxylating) activity. Bases 1 to 915 code for a protein of 304 amino acids. Gene Ontology annotation, biological process: quinolinate catabolic process; NAD+ biosynthetic process. The record is from RefSeq and is a predicted model, not a curated record. The transcript has 2 exons. Lineage: Eukaryota; Fungi; Ascomycota; Sordariomycetes; Glomerellales; Glomerellaceae. Gene Ontology annotation, cellular component: cytoplasm.
AUGGAAGACGUCCCCCUCGAGCACGGCUCUCCGGAGCACCUCCUCCCCCCAAGCUGGAAGACAAUGGUAACAGCCUGGCUCGCCGAAGACACGCCCUCCUUCGACUACGGCGGCUUCGUCGUCGGCGCCGCCCCGCGCACGGCAACCCUCUGGGGCAAAUCCGGCGGCAUCGUCGCGGGCCGCCCCUUUGUCGACGAGGUUUUUGCGCAGUGCGGCUGCGCGGUGGAGUGGCACGUCAAAGAGGGCUCGCACGUCGAGCUCCGCGGCCACGGAAACAACAACCCCAAGGGCAAGAUGCGCGUCGCCACCGUCACGGGCCCUACGCGCGGCAUCCUCCUCGGCGAGCGGGUGGCGCUCAAUACCCUGGCGCGGUGCUCCGGCGUCGCGAGCAUGACGCGCGGGAUGCUGGUGAACCUGCGCGCGGCGGGGUACGCGGGCGUGCUGGCGGGCACGCGCAAGACGACGCCCGGGUUUCGGCUGGUGGAGAAGUACGGCAUGCUCGUCGGUGGCGCCGACGCGCACAGGCAUGAUUUGAGCUCGAUGAUUAUGCUCAAGGAUAACCACGUCUGGAGCAAGGGGAGCAUCACGAAUGCGGUCAGGGCGGCCAAGAGCGUGGGCGGGUUCAGCUUAAAGAUCGAGGUUGAGGUGCAGAGCGAGGAGGAGGCGGACGAGGCGAUUGCGGCGGGAGCGGACGUUGUUAUGCUGGAUAAUUUUACCGGCGAGGGGGUGAAGAUUGCGGCCAAGAGUUUGAAGGAGAAGUGGGCGGGCAAGAAGCAGUUCUUGGUCGAGGUCUCGGGGGGCUUGACGUUGGAGAACGUCGAGAACUACGUGUGUAAUGAUGUCGACAUUGUUUCAACGAGUGCCAUUCACCAAGGCGUACCGCAUGUGGAUUUCUCACUCAAGGUUGAGCACUAG